UGACGGUUAGUGCACAGUAGUCCUGGUGGAAACCAUGUCGGGCUAUGCAAAGCCACGCAGCAUGCCGGGACCACCUCUGCCCUUGCAGGAGGUCUUGACACAGAGAAUACCUGAGGCACCAAUGCUUCCGGAAGCUUCUCCUCUAGGUGGCCUGGCUUGUCCUCUUGGGCCCGGUGCGUCACCGACCCUCACCACACCUCAGUGCAAUGGCUCCAACAUUUCCCCCAAAGGCUUUGGCGAUACCACGCCCUUCUCAGCGGCUUCCAACAAGCUCGGAGCUUUAGGCGAUAUGAACGAGUGGGCCUGGGAGAUGGGCAGUCAGUGCAGUGUGCCAUCGGCAUGGUCAAAGCCCAGCACAGUUCACAGCAGUGUGAGCAAACUUAGCAAUGCCACAGGCGAUGGGUUGAUUCCUGGUUUAGUUGAUGGACAGCGACUCUCGUCCGUGAAGCCACCUGCGGUUCCCACCUCAGGAGGAAAAGUGGUGGUCAGCCUGCGCAAAGAGGUGCCACAAGGCUUCUGGGACAGAUUGGCCAUUUUUCUAGUGAAUGGCCCGGUACAAAAAAGAUUGACGCCAACUGGCGUUAAAAGAGGUAAGAAACUCUGCGUAGAAGUGCCAUUUGGUAUGGAACCGGGGGACUACGAUGUUCGCCUUGCUUUUGGUGAGAAGAUCAUUCACGGUGCAAUACCUUUGGCUGUCAGAGAUGGAGAUGGUGAGGAAGAGGACGACCUUACUGACUAGUCAGUGCGGCGACUUUUGGAGUCUUCUUCGAAACAGGAAAGGGGUCUUGGACUGAGCUUAGGAGGCGUGUGCGGGCCUGUGGUUACGCC
Messenger RNA from Cladocopium goreaui, 828 nucleotides. Lineage: Eukaryota; Dinophyceae; Suessiales; Symbiodiniaceae. The record is from the annotation of a GenBank genome assembly.